This is a messenger RNA of Paramecium sonneborni, 1685 nucleotides long. NCBI's taxonomy places the organism in Eukaryota, Ciliophora, Oligohymenophorea, Peniculida, Parameciidae. The record is from the annotation of a GenBank genome assembly.
CAAAAUUAAAAAAACUCGAUGAAUUUAACAAAAGUUUCAUUUUUUGAUGAUCCUUAAUAAAAUUUAUGGAUAAAAGAAGUAAUUUAAGCCUAAGAUCCAAUAAUAAGUGGAAAUCUGAUAAAGAAUUCAAAAUAAGGAAAAAAAAAAGAGAGCAACUACUUUAUAUAAGAUGGAAAAUUAGCUUGCAAAUAGAAAUAUAUAGAUCUGCAAAAUGUGACUCUGGAGAGGUUAAAAAAUAUAGGUUUUAAAUUGACAAAGAAUCGGAAGUCAGUUGAGUUGCUAAGUCAUAAUGAAUAAGCAUUGGAAAUGUGGUAUAAUUAGCUCAGAUAGUUUUGUGUUCAGAGAGGGUUCAAUAAUGUAUAUUCUAUAAAUAAAUUGAUUGGGAAAGGUAAUUUUGCAAAGGUAAUGUAUAAUUGAUUAAGUUAAGGUUUAUAGUGCCUUAAAAAAGAGUGAUCAGUUGGUUUAUGCUGUAAAGGCCUUUGACAAACUAAAAUUUUAAGAUAUUCGGAUUGAUAAGGUAAAUUAUAGAUUAAAGAUUAUAUAGCCUGCUUUGAUAAAGGAAUUAUCAAUAAUGAGAAAAAUGGAUUUUGUGGGCGUAAUAAAAUUAUAUGAAGUAUUUGAGAAUGAUAAUUACAUAUUUGUGGUUUGUGAAUUUUUAGAAGGAGGAGAAUUGUUUAAUUAAAUGAAAGGAAAGGCAUAUGCUGAGAAAACAGUAGCAAUAAUAAUGUAUAGAAUAUUGUAAUCAAUUGAUUACAUUCAUUCUUUAGGGAUUCUUCAUAGAGACAUAAAAGUAAGGAAAAGUAAUUAUGAUUUAGCCAGAGAACUUAAUUCUUAGAUCAAAAAGAGAGAUGUCUGAUGUUGUAAUAGCAGAUUUUGGAUUAGCUGAUUAUUAUAAUAGUGAUGGAGAAUAUAUGUUUAAACGUUGUGGAACACCUGGUUAUGUGGCACCAGAAUUACUUCAAGAUAAAAUUUAUGAUUACAAAAUUGAUAUGUUUAGUGCAGGAGUAUUGAUGUUCAUUAUGUUGAGUGGACAAUCUCCAUUUAAAGCCAGAUCAUAUGAUGAAAUUGUGAUGAAAAAUUAUCAUUGUUAGAUAGAAUUCAACUUAAUUAAAAAUUAAGCUUUAAGUGAAGAAGCUGUUCAUCUCUUAACUUCAUUACUUGAAAAGAAUCCAGAUUUAAGAAUAAGUUCUGAAUUAGCUAUUUAACAUCCAUGGUUUUAGAAGCAAGCGGAUUAUAAAUUAUUCCUGUAUUAUACAUCAUUAAAUUAGUGCGGAUUCAUACCCAAGACAUAAAAAGAAUUCUUAUUUAUAUGCUAAAACUCCUUUGAUGGGAUAGGAGUUGAAUUAAUCUCUUACUUCUACUCCUUUAAGUGUAACAUCAUAAAUAAGGAGCAAAUCUGAUACUACAGAUAAUUCAAAAGAAUAAUAAUAAAAUUCAUCUACUUCAAGAUAAUAGAGUUAAUCAUUAAAAGUUUAAAAUUAGGAAUGCAUUUUUGAAGAAAAUGAUUACAAUAUUAAUGAAGAAGGUGAUAUUCCUCAUAGUAAUUAAAUUAAAAUGUAUCAAAUCUAACCUAAAUUAAAAAAAAGUAUGUAUCUAAAUUAAUAAUAUUAGAUUAAGAGGAAUAAUAUUAAAAAUCAAAUAUUGGAAGUGUUAAUCAUAAAGGGUCACUCUAAUUUAAAGUUUGA